GAAACAACCCCGGAGGCAAAACAGAUGUCGAAAGUGCUGUAGCUAGGGUUCGUAAUCUUUCGGUUAAAUUUAUGAUAUUAUAUAUUAAUAUUUGCUACAUCAACAUGGGAAUGUGAAUAAUUCAACACGAUUUUCUUUGUUCGGGAUAAUAUUUUUAUAUUUGAAUCGGCCGUUGUCAGCAGACGUUUGAAUCAAUUUUUACAGUCGACAAACCGAGUUGCACACAGCCAUUUUUGAAGUGUAUCAUCAAUCCUAUCAACUUCUCCACAUGCGUUAAAGCGUCGCUCAUCCAUGGAUCAUUUGUUUGGAGUUAGAGUUAUUUGUACUUUAUAAUCACCUAUGAAGUCUCGACAUUUUCCGAGAUGAGCGCCUCUUGACACACGAGUUUACACCGUGUAUAUUGUAUGUUUCGGACGGAAAUCUACAACACAGAAUGGACCGAUCAAACAAACGGCAGACGUUUGUUCCUGAAAGACCGAGUAGCGCCAUGGUCGCAGAGCCUAAAAACCUUGGGAAAUAUUUACCCCGAGCGACACUGCAAAUCAAGCGAUAUUCCAGCCCUCCCGGCACUCUGCAACUGUCACAGGCAUUUUGUCAACACAAGGACCUACCGCGUGAACGGUAAGUUCGUCAUAACAAAAAUAGUUUUUAGCAUUUGUAAAGUUCUUUCUUGCAAUAUUUGUGUCCUUUAACCGUCAGCGUAGAAAAUAUUGAGCGUCUAGCUCAGCUGUAUCGUUUAUUAACUCGAUUGAAUUGUUUUAGUCAUGUGUGGAAAUUUGCAUGUGUAAUUGUUGUAGUAUUUUAAAAACCUUAAGUUAUAAUACUUCUCAAUUUCAUUGAACAUUAUGUUUGAGACAUAUAUAUUUAGUUGGUUUAGCAUGUUCUUGUCGCCCGGAUUCAAAAAUAAUAAUGUCAACAACUGAUUCGUUUGUGUUUGUGGUUUGCUUUGAACUUGUGGAAUCAAAAUCGUUUUUCAUUGUAUUGUUGCGAGGGUCUAUUGUGACUUAGGCGCUGAGAUUUGUUUACAUUUCACAGUUCCGUUAAUAAGAAGAAUUUACUGUUAAUAUAUAAUAUCUUAAGGUUCGAUAGUGGCGGCAGAUUUUUCUGUCUCAAGUCGUUAACUCGUCCAAAAAUGGUAGAGUUUCUUAAUGCACUUUCCUCUGCAUUGAGUAUACAGCUGAAAUACUAAAAUUAAUCUACAUCCUUUGUCAUAGAAAUCAUCUAGACAAAAGAGACACAUUUACACGCAAAGAACUCACAGCACUUCCUUACGCCUUUGGUAAUUUAGCAAGCAACCUGUUUACGGUAUACUUACGUGACGAAAAAAAACUAGUAGUGGUAAAAAGUUAACAUAGUACAAAGCAGUACUUUGGCUAUUGCUAUUAUGUCAAGUGUUUUGAUGUAUUUUAUGACAUAUCUAGCAAAAUAACAACUGAGUGUGUAGCGUAAAUUUAAUAAAGCGACCAAAGCCUUUGAGUUUUAAGAGCUUGUGGACUAUACUUAGAAUCGUACAAGGAAAUAAGGCCUUUUUAAGAUACAUUAUGUGCGAGUAUAUUCUUCAUUAAAAUAUGCAGUACAAUUAUGUUUUCGCAAUCGUUUUUAGAGGUUCAAACUGAAAAAUAUUAAUCCUUUUAAACACGUACACCCAAAUUGAAUCGAAAUAUUAAUUAAUGAUUGCUUUCGAACCUGUCAGCUCAGAAAUUUAGUUUUGCUCAAUUUAUCUUCUUGUGGAAUUUUAACAAUUCCUUUUUAAUAUGUGUUUUUAAAAAGCUUUAUGGAUUGACUCAUACAACGGAUGUGGGUGGCGAGUGUGACACGUCCUCGCGUUAAAGACAAAUUAAUGAUCAAUUAAACCAUUUUCUUUACGUAUUAUGAUUUCCUUAAAAAAAGUCAUGGAUUACGAUUGGCAUUGAAGGAUUGUGGCAUGUACCGGAAGUCCUAAUCGUUAGUCACGCGAGAUCUACGUCACCUACCACCCGUAAACCAGACGGUUACAAACAAGAGGAAAUUAUUUUAAUUAAUUCGCAUUGUUAUUUUUACUUGGUCUUGGUCAUAACAGAGCAAGGUGAUUAAUGACAAUAAACUGUACUGCUGUGUUUUACUCUUGCUCUCAAAGAUAUUACCUUCUGCAGCGUACAUGUACCAUAAUAUGAAAACGGCCGGCCUGCACCUGGAAGUGUAUUGACACCCCUCUAUAUAGUUAGUAAGAGGUGAGUUCUUCGGCCUUUUUCAAGCGUCGUGCUACUACCGUGCCGAACUCAAUUGAUCGAAUUAAACGAGUAGCACAAUAUUUGAAACCAAGUCGUGCUAUUGCCGUGUAGCACGACAAGAUUUGCCGUGCUACACGCACAACUUUUGGUAAACACUGGCUAAAUAUCAGAAUAUUGAAAAUGCAGAGGAGUGGACAACUCCCUUGCCCCUCCCUUAAUUUUGCGAUCCGAAUGCAUAUACUUUCCGGAAGCAUUGUUAUGAAAAAUUUUAAUAAUUUCCUAGAGCAACCAGCAUCAUCAUAUCGCCAGUUUACGAAAUUUUUAGAAUUUUGAUGAGACAGCAAGUCAGGGCGUAAUAGAGUUAUACCCCGUACACAUUUGUCUGGGUGAAAGAAGACAUUCGUGAAUAUUUUUCUUUCAGAGUAGUCCAGAUACCUUUAUAUUGGUACUUCAUUUCGCGGGUACUUAAUUUCACGAUUUUGGCGAGACAAUAUUUCACAGAGUUUAAUUUCCGCCAUUUUAAUACAGUCGAACCCAGUCUACUGACGUCCCUCUUUCCACAACGGCCACUUUUUCAGGGGCACCGAACGACUGUUUUCUGUAAAAUAUCUGUUCGGAGACGCAAAUGUUGCCUAGAAUUUUGUCUAGCUUGAGGACGGCAAAAAAAUUUCUUGAUGAUCGUUCCAUUCGUGUAAAAUUUUCGAAAAAAGGAAACCUAAAAUUUUCGGAUUCAAGAAUGUGAUGGAAAGAGACUGAGGUUGCCCUAGGAUGACCGAACAGAUACAAAUUUUAUAGCGCGGCUUAGAAUGCAUUUCUAGAUACAGCUACUUCGAGAAAGGUUGUCGGAAAAAAAGUGCACGCGACAAUCCCGAAAGGUAAUAUGGGAUAUGAUCAAUACACUGUUCCUGACACUGUAGCUGUCGAACCUACUUUUGUUGCUUUCCUUUAGCACUCGCAAACAUAUGUCCGUGGCCUCUUGUGCCAUUCUUUCAGAUUUCUUUGAAGAACAGUGAACUCAAAACUACCCACAAUACUUUUUGCGAUUGUCGCGUGCACUUUUUCCGAAAACCUUUCUCGAAAUAGCUGUAUCUAAAAAGUACUCUAGAUAGCCCAAAAAGUGUUGUUAGUGUAUUUAGAAGGAAGCCAUCGUUGGGUUUUCCCCGACUUUUUUUGGCGUACAAUCCAUACAUUGACUAUUAUUUAAACCUCUCUACAACGGAAACGGUCACUUUCUUCUGUCCCUAAAGUGGCCGUUGCGAGGAGGGUCAACUGUAAGCAAAUAUGAAAUUCGCAAUUCAAGCGUUCUCAACGUCAUUUGUUUUUCAAAAAGACUGUUACGGUAAACUGGAACAAGCAAAAAUCAUUUUUAAAAAUUGACUUUGAAAGGUUAACUGAGUAAAACGGAUAUCUGAAAAUUAACUGAGUGUAUUACAAACUGUAUAUGAACAGGGUGGCCUUGAAACCCUGUCAUUGUUUGCAUCGAACUCGAAUCUACCUCAAAAAACGUUAUAGUGUAACUGUUGGAGCAUUACAAGAAAGUUCUGAAUGGGAACUACAGGAAACCAAUUCAGUAAUAGCAAUUUUGACGACUUCACGAAAGAUAGAUUUCAAAGGGAUUUGUACAAGUGUAGCGCGGAUUCAGAUGAAGAUAUUAAAUAGCUAAAUUCUCCACUUGAUCUGUGAAAUCGUUGUUAAUGAUAGUUCGAGUAUUUUUCGAUACAUAUCUUGUAUAUGUUAUGUUUUCUAAUCAUUAAAACUAUUUUUCUGUGAUGUGAAAUUUCUAUACGUUCGCGAGGAUAUUUAUUCGCGUGUCUUUAAUAAAGCAAUCGCGAAAAGCGCGAAAUUAAUAUCAAUAAGGCGUUAUCUUUUCAGCGCCUAUGAAUGCCCCUUGUCUUAACCUGUAAUUGUAGCGAAUGGAGAGUGACAUGCAGACAUUUCUGUGUAAAUAUAAUAUUUUAAUUCAAGGCUGUUAACUGCGUCAAAGAGGUACUUUAAGUCAUGCCAAUAUUUCGAUCAGUACAACUUUAUAGCUACACUGUAUUGUCACGUCACGUAUUUUUUCAAAUUUGCCUUGUCGUCAAUUUUUCGGAAAAAACUUGUAUUCAACUACGAGAAAGGAUGAAAAUAACGACUUAGACCCCUUACAAAAAUUUCUGGAUCCGCCCCUUGUUAUAACAGAAGCCAUGAAUCAUGUUGUGUCCGAACAGUAAAAAUAAUAAUUUUUAACCUGUACGUCGCUCUAGCAAUGGAUGGGUGGAUUCUUUUCCUUGGUCGUUAAUAAGUGAGGUUAUCACGAUAUAUCAUAAGCAAGUAAUUCAAGUAAACUUCAGUUAUUGCUGAAUCAUUGUCUGCAUAAUCAUGAUCUCUCUUUGGCUCUUGCGUAUUCGUUUUUUGUCAGCGAUAUCUAAUUAGUUUGUUUUGGUUUCCAAGAUCUGUCAUUUUUCACCCGUGAUUGUUUGUUUUUAAAUCUUCAUUCGAAGAUUUUCACUUUGAACGAAACUGCUACAGGUGACACUUGUGAAACCAGAAUACUGCUUCGUUUAAAGAGUUUCGCAAAGAAGAGCUAAAAGGUUCCCUUGAGGGAAUUCAAUACAGGCACCACGCAUUGUACCCUUAGAACAAACUUCAAGAAAGCAUUUUAUUGCAAAAGCAGACAAACAAGCUUAACUAAAUAUGAAAAUCAAAGUGUCUGAUGCUAAGUUAAAAUGACAACAGUUUGAUUAAUACCGAGCAGUAUUCUAAACAAAACACCCACAAAACUGGGACAAAAGAUUGGUUACCAGUCAGGAUCUCUUUGAACGAUUUGUUUACAAGUCUGUAUGCAGACUAUAAACGAAACAAUGGAUUACCUCUUUGAAUUUGCAUGAAGUUUGAAAACAUGCCUGAUUUCCAUUUGCACAUAAUUCACAAAAUUGAAAACGUUGUAAAAUUAAAGAAGGAAAACGUCUCUUUUUGAAGCCGGCCAGUUAUUCAAGUUGGUCCUGGAUAAUCGUCGAGGCGUGAUCUCUACAAACAACGGCUUGUUUUCAGAGAGCCUUAAUUGCAAAUUUCGAAAACAUUUCGUUCAAUUCAGCGUCUCUAAGGAAUUUCUUCCUACGUUAUUCUACAGCUGUACUCUCGUUGUGUGAAAGUCACUCUUCAGCCAUCCCGUCAGUUCUUUGAUUUGUGCCCACAGUUACGACAGUUCAAUAGGCUGUAGUUUCAUUCUGGUCUUUUUUGACUCGACUCUUACAUGAGUUAACAAGUUGCACACAAGCUGAAGUGCUCUUCAAAUUAACUGAAAUCAAGCGAUUCUUUAUAGAGCCAUAAAGGAAGUUUCCAGUUACUUGAAACUGACAAUUUAUUGGAUACUUGGUGUUCAUCAAUGCAUACACCAUUUUACAGCAAAGCAUGUCUGUUCCAAGUAUUUUUUAUCACUGGUAACUAGAAAGUUUGCGGUUGCGACAUUCGAAAAUUUUAAAUAUCGUUAAAGUUUUAUAACCACGUUCACUGUAUUGUCAUACAGUCAUUGACUUUUCUUUCAAAACGCUCAGCAAGACGUUAACCAAGUCACGAACAACACAUAGUACUUCAUCACGUACGUUGCUGUCAAGUCAUGAUUUACUGUAAACAUUGAAGCCCUUGGACACAUUUGGGCGGUGGAUUUGUUCAAGUGCUAGAGCACGCCAGUGGUAUUGUGAAGUCUAAGUGGUUGUUUAUAUUUUUCCGACAACUAUUUUUGUUUUAUACCGUCCGUCUUGUACCAGCCUGUUCUGAAUACCACACUUCCGUCGCCAAUUCGCCGUCAAAGUGUGUCGUCACAAUCGCGGGAGAAGUCCCCUAAUAUUUGGCAGCUGUUGUAUAUGUUGCAUCCAAUUACAGCGACAAGAAUUAGAAGGCGUAUUAAGUUCGGUGCAGGUUUUAUUACAUUUAAUCACAUUUAAUCGCAGUAUUGAGGCUACUUAAAAUCCUUUUUGUGUCGCGUGAGUGAUUGUAACACAGAGUCCAAUAAAUUUUGGAGGACGGCUUGUUCAAAUCAGCAACGAACGAAGCUUGAAGAGUAUAAACAGGGCCGUUACAGUUGGGUUCGAGACAAAUAACGUUACCUUUGCUGCAAAUCGACACCAGUCAGCCGUGGACUUACUCUACGUUAAUACCUUUCAAGCAAGAUUUGUUUUUUUCGUUUUUCAUUCCUCGGGGUAUUCAUGCGUGGCCCGGGUGCGUGGCGAAAUAUUAGGUAACGCGUGGAAGUGGUAUUACAGCAUGGUUACAAGAAUUCGGUCUUCAACUUUCACCCACAGGUAAAUAUAAAAAUACUGAAAUAUCUUUGACAACGUUAGCUGUGAACCUUAAACUCUCCUUAUUAGUCAUCUUAUACCGAUUUAUGUUACCAAUGCUUUUUUUUUAGCAAUCACCUUCUUUCAGUCGAUAAUGUCGUCGCGAGGAUGUUGUUUUUUAAAAACACGAGCUUCACGUAUAAAUGCGAUUCGUUAGAAAUUUGGCUUUGUUGUUAAUAUUCAGUGAAUUUUAAUAUUCCUAAACAUUUGAACGUUUUCAGUUUCAUGUAAAAAGGGUCAGCGUUUUUAUUCUCCUUUUCAAUCAUUUACAAGUUGGAUCGUGUAAUAUUCGAUAUUCCUUCUGUAUUUUUGCUAUGCUGUUAAUUUAAUUGCCGUUUUUUAUUCUCUGAAAUAUAUGCCAAAACACACUCGCUGCCGUUUAAAUGAAUAAAUUUCGUAAAGAAUGACAUCAUCAAAUUUUGAGUCAAAGACGUCAGAGCUAAAAGCUAGUGGUAGCUUUGAAAAAUAAUGACAGAAGACCUGUCGUUUUAUACAUGUGCAGAAAAAAGUAUUGGAUCUGGUUAUCUUGUUUCAAAAAAUUCAAAAUAAAAAUAAAUAUUCCUUAUAAUUUUUUGAACAUGAAUUAACUUAAGGGAAACAGUCUGAACAUUUGUUUACAGAAUUUUUCAUUCAGACAUUUUUCGUUUUUUUCAAGGACAGCUGUUAAAUUUAAGGACUUUAAAAUAUGAAUCAUAAAUAAGCUCCUUUUUUAAAAGAAAAGGAAAGACAAGUUGAAUGUUUUAAUUGCCUGAAACAUGCAUUUGUAUGCUUUUGUAGCAGAACCACUGAUUUGCAUAAUAAUGAAGACAAAUCUUGUCCAAUCCUGCAUGUGUUGUGAAAAAACAAAAACAAGUGAAAACAAAACAAAACUACAUGCAAAGGAACAAGCUACCGUAACACUCCACCUUCUAACUAGGAGGAUUUGAGGGCCAGUUGGACUGAUCGUAUUCCAGAAUAAUAAUUCACAAAAUGUUUGUGGCUUGGGCCACUUAAAAAAUUGCUACAUACACUGGAAUAGUAUUUCAAGCGGAUUUCUAGAUACUGCAAUGGAACAAAUUCCAAUAUAAGUGAUAAUAUCAUUUUUUCUUAUCCAGAAUAUGGUCAAUUGACAGACCCUAAGUUCUGCACGCACGAAAAAUGACAUUUGAUGUUUGCCAGCCAUCAACUGAUAGUCUUGACCUUGACUGGUAGCCUCUAUCAUUCCAAGUUUAAUUUUAUAUCCCCAUCCUACUAAUGAGUGAUUGUGUCACACCAAAUUGUUGUCACAGUCAGGGUUUUAUUUUGUAAUCAGAUGAUAAUUCCAUGUUCCCCGUGGAUGGAUGGAUCAAGGUCCAUAACUAAUAUUAUUAUAUACAGGGCUGUCAAAAAGUUUUUAAGUAGCAGGCUGAUAACGAAUAGCAGACGGCUUUGGAACUCGCACCAACGGCACAAGUGAGGCAUCUAGGGACAUUUUGAAAUUUAGAGUCUCGGAAAUGGUAGUUCCAGGGGUUUUCAAGAGGUAUUUUCCACCGCGGAUGGCAUGUUGUUUUGUCAGAAUGCACGCAAGACUCGAACAAUUGCCAUCGAAAUUUCCCAGGCAUUCAACAACAUCACACGGUUUGAAUGUUUCACAGAUCUAAACCUGUUUGAAUAAGUGUACAGUGUCAUUCAAAACUGAGAAAGGGAUGCUUUACAAUUUUAUUUGAUGGUGCUUUUUUUUUUGUUAGCAGUUAUAGUAGAAGGAGCUGAGAGGAAAGUAGCCGGCUAAGGAUGGCUACCUAGCUGGCAGUUUUGGCCGGCUACCAGCCCUUAUUGACAGCCCUGUAUAUAUUAUAUAAACACCAAUUAAAUACCAAGUGAGUUUCACGUGAAAAUGUGGUAUCUUCAAGGGUAAAAAUGACGUGUUAUCUUAGCAAUGACUGUGUAACUUGGUAUCUAGAUUUGGCAAAAAUUCCAAUCUCCAGGAGAGUACUCAGGUUAUUAUACGGAGACAGGGAUAGGUGCAUGGGAGGAGUAAUUUUGAGGGUUUAAGUUUUGCAAUUUGAGGACUUUGUUAGGUUUUAAGCAAUUUUUAAGUGGUCUUUUUGAGGAAAAAGCUCUUUAUGUGGGUAAUACAUUCUCGAUUUUUUAACCGUAUUUGGCUCGGGGUUAACUAUACCCUGGGUGCCAGGCGCUUUUCACUCGUGGUUUCUGGUUUUGGUAAAGUCUUAUUCUCGAAACUGAUCUUCAUACAUUUCUUUACAGAAUUAGUUGAGAGAAUUUGAUAAACAAUCAAGGCAUUUUCUUUUUGUUACUUUUCAUAACCUAAUCUCUUGACAACGUAGGGAUGGUCACUCUCGGGCAUAAAGGGUUAAUUCUCUGUGAUUCCUAGGUUCCAACCCUUUCUUUCUGACUCUGAGAAUGAACCAGGGUUUUUAAAGUUAUUAAAAUUUACUUCUCAAUGAACCUGUUGAAUGGUCUUCUCUCUGCACAGUGCUCCAUCUCCAGAUAUUGGUCGAAGAUCAGGUUUAAGCAGGAAGCACUACUAUGGCUCCCUUGAAGCUGUAAGUACAGAGACAUUUUCCAAAUUUCAGUGAUAAAGUACCAACUAAAUUAAAAAGCUAUAAUUCCAAAUGCUUAAAUACGAUACAAUAUGGUACAGGUCCAAUCUACAGUUUGCCAUCUCUGCCUUACAGUAUGUUAUUUUUUAAAUUUAUUGGUUCAGGUUUUCAGAGUUAGCUUCAAAUUCAUGCCUGGCAUUUGCCAUUUUUCAUUUGUUGCAGUUAAAUAGCUUGCACUGCUCAGGAAAUGACGUAGGUGAAAAUCCAGCAUGCCGGUUCAGAAUGGAGAAUGGUGAAAUUGGCACAUUUCAGGUAAAUAUCACCAUGUCUCAAAUUACAAUGCUAUAAUCAUGUAGUUUAAUUCAGAUGUUAAAUUGUUGUUUUUUUAUACUCCCCGGAGCACAUUAUUUUAAUAACUGAUCUCUUUUGAAGCUAAAUAAGGAACACUUUUAAGAUGUUCUGGGUUAAAAGUUCUGCUACUGCCUGAUUCAAAAGUGAACGGUGAUAUCAGGCCUGCAUCCCCUGCUGAGCCUACGAUGAUAAGCUGAUGAUUUUUUUUAAUGUAACGUUUGUCUUUAAAUGUUCAGAAUGGAGCAGUAUCACGACAAGGUAGUGGAGUUCACUUGGAGAAUCCAGAAUUCCAAACCAGAUGGUACUUCAAGUACUUUCUUGGCAAAGGUAGCAUGAUGUUUCUUUUCUCUCUUCUUGCCUUAAUUAUGGCCCAGCCAGGGCUCACUGAUGUCCAAUUCAUGGAUUAUGCUGAUAUGGAAACUUCUCUGGAAAGCAUGGGUCAUUAAUGAACAUUUACUUAUUGCUGACGAAAAUACUUAUUGCUACAUGUUUGGUUCAACUGCGUCAUAAUGUUUCAGAAUACUGUCUUGAAAAAUCUCCAAAAAGAGGUCAUUGAUAGUGAGUUUUUUUAGCUCUUUUUUUACAGUUGCCUUUAAUUCUUACUUUUGUAUCUCUUAUUUUCCUCAGUGCAUCAAAAUUUUGUUGGCGUAGAUGGAAGCAAAAGUCCAUUCAUUUUGUCUGUUUGCCUGACUGAUGCUGAUAACUAUGGUGUUCCACAGUAUAGAGCCAUUGUGUGGAGGAAAACGGUAAACUUAGUUGAACACAUUGGUAGCUAUAGGCAUUAAAGGGCGUAACUAUGGAGGAUAUCCACGUUGCUAGAACUGAUCCUUGUUUCCCCUGUUUGGGAUGAUUGUCGUUAUUAGGAUAUUACAGCAGGGGCGUAACGUAAGAUUUUGAAGGUGUACGCACGGGAAGACAAUAUAAGGGUGCUGCAUGCUCCCCCAGGAAAUGUGCAAAUUUAGGGUCUUGGAAGUGGACAUUUUUAUUAAAUAAAUACGAACGAAAAUCCAUUUAUUGUGUUACUAGUUGAUUUGGUAAGGCUGCAAGGGCGAGACAUCUACCCUUCCCUUCAAAAGGGCAAAGACACCGAUAUGAUGAAAAAAAGUUGUUAGUCAUUGCGAUUUAACGAUGGAAAUGCUUUCAGAAAAUGAAAGGUACAUUCUGUGCAGAUUUCAGCUGUAUGCACGGGCAUAUGUGCGUAUAUGGACGCUACGCUCCUGUACAGUAGAACUCUGGUAACUCAAACUCUGAAGGGAAAUGAAAUUUAACAGUUCGAGUUAGUGGGGAAUUCAAGUUAUCAGGGUAAAUUUCAGCGAGAUUUUGAUCAAGGGAAAGGAAAUGUAGUUCCAGUUAGCAGGGAAUUUGACUUAUUUCAGUUUCUACUGUGUCUCUUAAAUGAGGGUCACUACUUUGGAUCCCACAAUCAUCCCAACCAAAAUUCUCUCUCAAUCCCAUAAUUCCUCUAGUUUUUAUUGGCCGAUUAUAAUUACAUGCCUUGCUUGAGUUAACUCGCUCCUUCCAAUCUGUUUGGCAGAGGAGCACGUGCUCAUUCCCCAACAGCGGCUGGUAAUUGAGCGUAGAUAUUGUAAAAAAAGUGGUAUGCUCAAACUAGGAUCCUAACAAUGUAGACAAGUUUCAUUAAAUCAAAGUAGAAUGAUGUUUCAUCAUUUGGGGACAGUUAGCUUACUUUUUUUACAAGAUGUCAGUUUGUUAAAAAAAAAAAUUCCCAAAUCUUGCAUCAUAAAUCACUAAAUCCUAAUCCCUGACAAACUCAAGUACGGAUCCCCUUACAUUACAUACACCCAGCUGGAAUAUCGAGUGAGCCAAUGUGAUUGAACGUUAUUGUUUGGGUAUAGUGUGUUUGGUUUCGUUGGUUGAUGAAUUUUCAGUCUUUUACAAUUUAUUAUGUUGCACAAAUUUGAAUUGCAGGGAAGUCAAAAGUUAUGUAUAGCAUACCAUCCUAACAAGCCAGUCUCCCCAAAGACUGUAUUACGGUAGGUAUAAAUAGAAUAAUUAUUAUUUUAUAAUUCAUUUUAGAAUUAAAUUCAAAUUCUGUUUUGUAACUAUCCGUUUUCAAUUUGGCAAUACUGAAACUUCAAAAGCUUACGCAAGAGUAAAGUAUUUAAAGGUUUUGGUUCAGUGUAUUAUCUGCAGAAAAGAAAUUCAGAAAGUGCAUGGACAAAAACAUAGAUCAUUGUCUGAGUGAAAACCCUCCUCAAAUGUCCUUGUUACAAUAAAAAGUAUUUUACAAGAGCAGUGAAGCCAUUUACGGUCGUCUUUCGGCGGACAAAUCGCCAAAAAAAAUGUACUUUUCUGUUUAAAGGUGUUACUCAUUUCAAAACGUUAGUGAAUUUACUUGUCAUUUUAUUAUUCAUCCGUUUGCUAGUAAGCUUAUAAGACAUAAAGCUAUCGUAACUUAAGGAUUUCAUGAGUACUUUUAUAUUUUUACAGAGCGUAUGGGAUAAACAAGGUUGACAAAGGACCUAAGGAAGUAUUUAAUGCGGAAAUACAAAAGGUACAAGUCACUUUGAUGCUUAUGUUGGAGUUCAUACUGACCUUUUGAAGGUUGUGGUACACUAAAACAAUCACAGGUCUUGCGGAGAAUAUGUUAGUUUAAUUUAUGUUAGCCAGAGUUGUUGAACGCCAGAUCCAGCCAGAACCAGCUUCACAAGAGACCCUUCUUGUAGCCAAGGUCGCUGCGUUUCAGUCCAAAAACGCGGGAAAAUGUUUCAAGGCGUAGUCUUUACGCUCGUCUCGUAAAUUGUCAAAAUUCUGAUUCAGGAAACUGUCGAAGAUUAAAGUUUUAACAAUUUUUCAAAUUGCAUUGCUCUAUAUAAUAACAAUAAGCACUUUGAAAUGCAUUCUAUAAACGAGCGUCCUCGAUUCAAAGGGACAGAACUGAUCAAAUGUUCACGCAUUACAGAGUUGUUCGUGUUUGAGGGGUAGGAAUCUGACAUUGGUUUCAUGUUUAUUUUUUAGGAAUUACUUGUUUUGGAAGAACAGGAGGUAAACAGUUAUUUACUCGUAGAAUCCACUUUCAAGUUUAUUUCUUAUGAUCUUGUCACGACAAUUUCCCCAACACAGUUUUUUAUUAAUCGAAUCACAUACCUUCUUUUAAUCUCAUCAGGGAUCUGUUAACUUCAAGUUCGGCGUUGUUUAUGCCAAACAAGGACAAACUACAGAUGACGAAGUGUUCAGUAAUGGUUAGUUAAGGCUUAACAGCUCUUCAAUCUAUUACCAGAUUGCAUAAUCUUUGGAGUCUGUUAAUAAAACAUAAGUUUAAAGGGGUUUAUAAAUUGGAGUCUUAAGAGUAAAUUUCUGGAACGGACCCAGUUUUUACAGUGUUUUUAUUCGGUUUUUAUUCGCGUUUCGAGUCGUUAAAACUUGGUGUGGAUCGCCGAAUAAAGUUCCACGAUAGUAUGGAAACAACCCUUCAAAGUUCGUAGAGUUGGCUAGCCUUACUUCGGUCGUUUCGUCGGCUCACAAACUCACUCGAAAAUUAGGCUUAGCGUUCCCGGCUAUAUUUGCGAGAAUCUUUGGAGUCUCCCUUGGCUUGGUACGAUCACUGCAAUCCUUUAGAUCGCUCGACUGGCGCUAGCAAUGCUUAUACAGGGGCACCCAACGAGAAUACGGUUCAAAACCAGUAUUAAAACGGUAGAUAAAGGCAUAUUUUUAUCCCCUAAAAAUUUUUCAUCUGUUCGGAUUUCCUAGCUGAAAGUCUAGUGAUUCGAAAAUUAUAGGGAUCAAAACUUUCCUAUUCGAAAAUUUCAGCCAGAAAAAAGGCUACCGAAAAUUGUAGGUGACCUUUUUAGGGUAAAAAUCCGUUAAAAAUGGGCAAUUAUACCAUUUUUUAGAUGUUCGAAAAUCCUAGGAGAGGCAGACAAGCAAGAAAUUUUGGAAAAAAUGUUCCGAAAAUUUUAGAUCUCAAAUCGUCUUCCGAACAGAUAUUUUCCGAAAAUUGUCGUUCGGUGCCCCUGCUUAUAAACAGCACCCAACAUGUGACUUAAUGCAUACCUUAUUUUAGGACCGCGACUUCCAAAAGCUACGACGACAGCGACGGCAACGAGAACGGGAAAAAAGGCAAUAGGUUUAGAUUGGCAUAACAACAACUUUGCAUGUGCAGCGUUUUUGUAAAUUUCUUUACCGUUGCUGCACGACUGCAACGUGAAAGUGCCUAAUUUCACGUUUUGUCGAGGACGGGAACACAAGACAACAACUUUCUUUUUCUUUUCGUGAACUUUGAAACAGCCUUUUAGAAUUUUAGAAUGGAGUAAACGUUAGACGUUCUACAUAAUGCCUUACAUAUAGGGCUACGGGAUCGAAUGUUCCCCUCCUCCAUCACCUCGCGGGGUAGACUGCAAAACAGGCCUUUUUUCGCGUUUGAUAAAAACGCGCGAGCGCGGUCAAGCGAAAGUCCUGUUGCGAGCCGAGGGUCAAACGGAGUGUGAUACUGGGGAGAGACGCCUUGUGUAUUUGUGCUUUCAAAAACCGAAUUUGACGGGAAAAACCCGACCGUUUUGCAGUCUACUUGUGGGCCCUGAUUAUGUUUGGUUAACGCCUUGUCUCCCACUCAUUGCAGUGAACGUCAGUGAGGACUUUGAACGCUUCCUAGAGCUUCUAGGAGAAAGAAUAGAGCUCAAAGGCUGGCAGAAGUAUCGGGGAGGAUUGGAUGUAAAAAGUAAGUUCCUACGUCUUAAUUGUCUGCUUAAGUAUCUUAGUUAGCGGACAAAAGACCGUUUUUCUGUGAUUUUCUUAACCAUAUGCCAUAAACGGCAACGGCUAUUACCGCCAAUUAAGUGUCGUAAAACCACGGCCAAAGUUAAUAUAGCUAAUGCUAGCCAAUUCAAGACAUACAUGCCGGAUGCUCCACAAGCGUGAGAUAGAAAAUUAAAACUUAAGCGAGUAAGCCCUAGAUCGCCCUAAUUAUUGAGGUCUUUUUUAGCUCAGCAGUUACGAAAUUCGAGUGAUUCCACUCAGAAACGGGCUAUCAUCAAGACUCAAUAAUAGGCGCAAUGAAAGUUUUCUUUUGGCUAAACAUCAGUUUUACGGGCGCAAAACGUCUCCUCAGGGCACUCUCGCUGCUGCAUCCUCAUCUUUUCCUGCGAGCUGUUAACUUCUUUCAUCCUUGUUCUAGAUGAUAUGACUGGUUCACAUUCUUUGUACACAAUGUACGAAGGACAUGAAGUAAUGUUUCAUGUGUCCACCAUGCUGCCGUUUACACCCGACAACCCGCAACAGGUGAUGCUGCAAUAACUAACCAUAAACUGAUUUAAAUAAAGACAGCAUGUUAAUACACAUUUCCUUAUGCCACGAGAAAAGGGCAUUCGAACCCCUCAGAAGAGAACGUCAUAAUGUCCUUGUCAAUCUUAACUGCUCAGGCGAUGUGAGGGUCAUUGAUACCGGCUACAACCAAAAUUAAGGCUCUGACUAGACUGAUGUGUUUUCGUUUGAAAACGCAUACAUUUCGAUGCGUUUAACCCUUCUGUCCAUACUAAUACGCUGAGCGUUUUCAUCGAAAACGCAUUGACUUAAAAAUGCUCUUUUUCUUGCGAAAACGCAUACAUCUCGCAGUAGUGUGGGCAGUCGAAAACGCAUCAAAAUGACCAAAAAUAUCGCAGGCGCGUAUGUUUGUAGCAUGCGCAUAGAGUUCAACUUACGUCACAACGUGCAAUAUCUAUCGUUUUCGAACGUUUUAGUGUGAACAGUCGAAAACGCAUCAAAACGGUAGUGUGGACUGGAAGCGAUCGAUGCGUUUUGGAUAACAACGAAAAUGCGAAGUUUUGAAAAGGCAUAAGUGUGCCUAUAGAUUCUACUGUCAAUUUUCUAGUUGGCGCGGGUGAGUGUGUUUGUUGUCCGGGGGACGGGGGGCGGAAGAAGACGGAAGGCCAGGUGUUUGAUUGUCGCUGAUCCGUUGCAGUAAAACACAGUUAGUAAAUGAUGUUUCCUGAUUGUAUUCAUCUCUCUCUCUUGCUAGGUUGAGCGAAAACGCCAUAUUGGAAACGACAUUGUUAUUAUUGUGUUCCAAGACUGGGAUGAAAAGACUUCUUUCAGUCCGCCAGCGAUCAAGUCCAAAUUUGUCCGUAUCCUUUUUGAACUUAAACGUACAACCCAAUCUAUUUUUUAAGAAGUCAAUUGAUUAUCACAUUUACAAUACUACCUAAAAGCAUUUACAUUAGAGAUUCACUGACAAACAAAAGACCAGACAACUCAAUCUAUUUUUAUAUGAACGUUUGUUUUUUCCUCUUCACUUCGCGUUCGUAGGCAAGACAAUCACCAUUCCUUUGCAUGCCACAUAAACGGGCAAUGUUUUCUCGCGUCUUACAAACGUAAUUGGUGAAAAUUCCAUUCUUCGCACUACGCACUGCGGUUUAAAAAUGAUUACUGUGGAAACAAAGGUUAGAGAAUCCUUGGAAAAAGUCACCAAUGUGUUUCCUAAAUUUUGUCCAUUUUGGCUCCUUAACCAUUCAAGACAUAUAUGCACUUGUUUCUUACAAUAAAUCAGAUGCCAGCUAUCGGUAAGAAGUCUUCUUGGUGUUACAGUAAUGUACCUAAAAAUCACUCUUUUUUCCAAAUCAAUCAAAAUGAUAAACCAACUAAAUGAUUUUAUCUUUCCUCAGGGUAACGGUGUUCUCCGAAAAAAAUGUGCCAAUCUUUGGCCCCCCACUGCCUUGUCCACCGGUUUUCAGAAAUCACCAGGAGUUCCGAGACUUUCUUCUUGUAAAGUGUAAGUGCCUUGUAUAAAGACCCCGUUUUACAUGCAGAAAAGUUGUCCUGGGAAGAGGUUCACCCUCCUGGCCGAGUCAACUUAAGCGAGCGCUAAUAUGAGAAAAAAGUUGAGCCCAUUUCUCGAGCCAAGAGCUGACAGCGGUAUUCGCGCAUGCUCUGAUGUCUCCCCUUGACCGAGUUGACACUGCUGAGUGAACAAAAGUGUUUAUAUGGAGAAAAAUUGGCCUUGCCAGGAAGGUGAGCAUACCAUCACAAAAGGGCGACCCGGCUAUGCGGGUAACCCUUCUUGCCGAGCCAGCGUUUUGUUUCUCAUGUGAACGGUUCGCCUCGUUUUGUAACGUAGUGUAUGUAAAAUUGUUUUGCCCACGGUACCUCAUGUGAAUGAUCAAGUGACCGCUUUACCCCGGACAAUAUUUCUCCACAUAUUAAUAUAAAACGGAACGUAAAAAAGAGCAUUGACGUGUUAACACUCUCCAGCUAGUGUACAGUGGUGUGUAGCCGUAUAAUAAAUAUCAUGACGUAAAAUAAUCCCAGUGAAUCCAUCAAGAAACUUGACAACCGACAUCGAAGCAAGGUGUCGUGUGCACGUUGAGCUUGCAUAUUUACACCCUCUACGGGCGACUUUAAAAUUCUAUGUUCAUUCAUAAUUUCUAUGUAUCUUUGUUCCUUUUAGUAAUGAAUGGAGAAAAAGCUGCGUACGCAUCGCCCACGUUCAGCAACAGACGUCAGCGGACUCUGGACAGCCUCAUAACGAGGCUUCUUCAAGAUCAUAUGCACGAAGUAAAUACUCUCCUUCACUUACGUUCUCUAAAAGCGUGUUUUACGUUUUACCAGCUUUACUGAGCACAGUCCUACCCUGCGGGGAUGGGCACAAACGAGACUCUUAGGUCUAAUGCAACGUAGCCUCCCCACCCAUUCCCACAACCCAUUACAGACAUACACUUGAGGGGGAAACCAGAGUCCCCAGGAAAAAAUUUUUCAGAGAAAGAGCGAGAACCAACAACAAGACAACGCAACACACAUAUGGCGUCGCCUGCGGGACUUGAAACCGGAGAGACACUGUUGGGAGGCGAAUGCUCACAUCCCUGUGCCUCAAUUGUCUCUCCUCCCUCCCUCCUCCCCCCUCACCCCCCCCGGAUUAUCGGGCCUUAGUGUAUUCUUGGGCUUGUUUAUUGCAGAAACUCGGUGCACGAAAAUCCUGGAACGACGUGUUGGAUUCAUCUCGAGGUAAUCGUCGAAAGGGGAUGGAGCGAGAACAAGCUUUCUUGCAGUUUGGACAGGUAGGUUCAGUUUACUGUCCGUGAGGUACAUGUGCAGGCGACUUGCUACUCCUAGCUUCUUACAGUAUAGGCCACUCGCUGACACUGCCUUCUUAAUUCCUCACAGUCGCCAUGUUCAUUAGCUAUUCCCUGCCAUCUCGUUUCUUUGUUUUUGUUUUUUUUUUCUAGUCCUUGAAGCUGAAGACGAUCGUGAAAGGUGAUGCCCCUACCAGUUUGGCCAGCACUGCUGGAAACGCGAAAGUUGAGGUGAGAAGAAAAGGAAACACUCUUGUUAUUGGUAUUCUUCUCCUUAAAGUUAACGGUCUUGGGAAACGUGAUUACUUCAGCGUAAGGUCCCUUUGUGAAACCAUCGUUACAUACUUUUCAUGCGAUCCGUUUAAGAAGUUAAGCAUGAAAACGUUCCAUGCAAGUGUAAGAUUUUCUAUUUGUCACAGUGCCACAAUCAAGUUAACCGUGCUUACCUAUAUUCUUCCUUUUUGUUUUAGCCGUGGGAACCGCAAUGUAUAUUCGAGGAUUUCCCUACCAAAAUAUUUUGUGGUGAUUCGUGGGGUAAGAUAUCUUUUGUGUUGACCACAUAACUAUAAUUCUCCUAAUUAUUGCAAUACAUUUUCGUGAUAUCGUGUAAAUGGCUUAUAGUUCUCAUUUUUAACUGAAACUGGUUUACAGGAAACAGCCUUGUGUUAGGAACAGAGGAUGGCAUUCAGAUACUACAAGGUAACAAUUUUAUGUAAUGUUUAAUAAAAAAAGCAAGUGUGUAAUCAAGAGCGAAACACCGAACGCUUUUAGACAAAAUAAACAGGAAUCAGUAACGGCUUCAAAUACUUUGCUCUGUUCAUAACCCCUGAGUUUUUCAUGGUCAUCAUCAUCAUUAUCACUAUCAUCAUCAUCAUCAUCAUCAUCGUCGUUAUUAUUAUUAUUAUUAUUAUUAUUAUUAUUAUUAUUAUUAUCCCAAAACAAUUGAAGCUAAAUUUCCCUCUCAAGUAUAUUCGAUGUCCUUAUUCUUCUGUCAUCAAAUGGUGGCUUGUUCAUAAAUUUACAUCAUUAUUUGCCCCCAACAAACAACGUUUUCCAUCCAAGAGAGUGGAGGCCCUAUUUGAACCUGGGAGCUCAGGAGGCGUGGUGUAUGUCAGUACUUAUUACCAGCAGUUGUAAGAAGUUGAAGUAGGAAUGGAGGACUACAGACUGUUAUCUCUCUUCUCUCCGCGUAUCCAGUUAUAUGUAUACUGUUCUUUUAUUACAGGGUCAAAACACCGUUACAUGUUCGACAAGUCAGUGGUCGCAAAACAAAUGAGUAUCGUGGAAGCUUUCGGAUUACUUCUCUUUCGAGUUGACAAAGGUAAUUGUGGCAAAAAGUAGUUGAAAAAUCGACUAUUUUAAUAAAGGGGCUCCAUAGAGCUCUUUAAACUGAGGCCCAGGUAGAGGAAGAGGUCUUUCUCAACAACAGGCAAUUUUACAGUUGUGGGCGUAGUGUCCUAGCCUUUGAGUGAACGUCAGGUUGAGGUUAGCCUUGUUUUGAUAUAAACUUCCAUUCUUUUCUAAUGUAAAUUUUGCUUAAAAAAUACUAGUUAGCAUAAGACAGACAUGAUUUACAUAAUGAAGCAGGAAGGGUUGUAUCAAAACAAGGUCAACUCCAGCGUCGUUUUCACCUGUAGCUGUAAAAUGGGCUAUUGGUGUUGGUUGGUUGAGAACAUCUGGGGUCUAGUUCAAUGCAGUCAGUAUAGACUUAUUAGUCGUCCUGACGUUUAAGCCGUCUUAUAGACGGGACUCACUUUUAAAGUUUUUUUAGUGUAAACACGGCAAUAAAUCCAAAAUCUCACUGCGCUUUCGUCGACCAUCGCCCACAUCAAACUCGUAGACUAUGAAUUAUUAAUUCUUGUGUAUAUCUUUUUGUUUUUAACUGCCUUUAGGCCAUGCCACGGUUGUUCAAAAGUUGAAUAACGCUAUUUUCUGGACUGUAUAUCUCUAUAUAGUGGAUAACCUUAUGGUUUAGCUAAAUCUUUUCCUGACCAGAGAUUUAUCUGGUGGAUAGCACUAUCCAACUUUUACACGCUCGGAGCGAGGUUGUUAAAAAAUGGUCACUCCUAUAUCUCCUUUUUAUAUACGUUUCGCUGAUGUUUUUCAGGCAAGGAAUUUCACUCAUCCAAGCUGUACGUGUUCAGACUAGCUGAUUUUGAAGACGAAGACGAAGAACCGAAGUCUAGGGCAUUUUGCAGAAAUCACAGAGUAGAGAAAAGCAGAGGUAAGCAGGUUAACUUGUUUCAUUCGUGUUCGCACAGAAAGUUUGACUUUGUUUUUCUUGUGAUAUCUUGAAGGAGACUCUAAGACUUUGUUCACAUCAUACCGGAUAGCCCUUCGUGCCGACACGAAAAUCUAUCGGGUAUAGUAUGAACACAUAUCCUAUAUCUGACUCUCCACUUUAGAGAUCGGGGCAGCGCAGCUUCGCGCCGUUACAGAAAUCGCGCCAAAAUCACCGUUUUAUGUGCGAACAGAGCCCUAUCCGGUAUGGUCUUCAUAUAUGCCGGCGCGAACGCUAUCCGGUAUAAUGAGAAUAUAGACUAAGAAUGCAACGCAGAAAUGUUGGUAUAGACUGUGAGUGUCUGUCGCCUUAUGCAGUACUAAAAGAGGCCCAGUUCGGUUAAAUUGUACAUUUAGCAUAAAAAGAAUCAGCAGACUUGUUUUAAAAUUUAAUGGGAAGUGAUCUAGUGCUUAGCUUCACCGACUUUCAAUCUAACGAUCAGUGCUUCCCCGAAGUUGGUCAUUCCUGUCAUUUUCUUUCCUCUAACUCUCAAGAGCACUCUACAGCUAAUCAAACUUGAAGCAAAAAUCCAAAUUAAUUAUUUUGUGUAGAAUACUUUAUAUUAAAUAGUACCGGACAGGACAGGUGAACUAACUGCACUAGCUCAGGAACAGAACAUUGAUGUCAUAUGCACCCAAGAACAUCGGAUCUACCAUGAUGACAUCGAGUUGAAGUACCAUGACAUGAAGAAAGGUUGGGUUAUGAUUACAUCUUCCGCUGAAAAAGCUACAAAUAACUCAACAAUACGAGGUGUUGGCUUACUUCUCAGUCCGAAAGCACACAAAGCACUGAACUCGGUAGAAACCAUCAAUCCAAGGAUUCUCAUUGCCACUUUCAAUGGAAAUCCUGCUGUUACUGUCAUAUCCUGCUACAGCCCCACCAAUGUAUCUAACGUUGAUGACAGAGAGGAAUUCUAUGCAGAAUUAUCAGAAUUGACUAAGGCUGUUCCUAAACACAAUGUCUUACUAAUUGGCGGAGAUAUGAAUGGAAAGAUUGGUGCAAGUGAUGCUAAGGGGUCAGUCUACAACAAACACACCAACGAGAAUGGGCAAUUCCUCCUAAACUACAUGUUAGAAUGCAAUCUCAAACCGCUGAACACCAGUUUUAAAAAGCGCGAAGGUAAGCUUUGGACUCAUACAUCACCAUCUGGAGCCAAAUGUCAAAUAGAUUACAUCCUAAUAAACAACAAAUGGAAAAAACAAACAUUCUUGCGGGAGUUCUGCAAGGAGACACACUCGCACCUUUCCUAUUUAUCAUAGCCCUGGAUUAUGCCCUUAGAGAAGCUACUAGAGAAACACACACUGGGUUCACGCUUACACCACGGCAGAGCUCCCGUCAUGUAGCAACAUACAUCACCGACACUGAUUUCGCGGAUGAUCUUGCCCUAAUUUCUGACUAUCUUGAAGAGGCACAACUUCUCUUAUUAAGACUGGAGGUUGCUGCGAAAACAGUGGGUCUGCAUGCUAACUACAAGAAAACGGAAUACAUGCUGUACAAUCAACCUGUAGGGGAUCUUGUCACACUGGCAGGGAACAAAUUGAAGCAAGUAGAUAACUUCAAAUACCUUGGUUCGUGGAUACAAUCCAGUGAAAAGGACAUGAAUAUAAGAAUUGGACAAGCUUGGAGUGCACUCAACAAAAUGAUGAAAGUGUGGAAAUCAAACCUAAAAAAUCAUCUCAAAAUAGGUUUCUUUCGGGCCACAGUUGAAAGUGUACUGCUUUAUGGUGCUGAAUGCUGGACGAUGACUGGAAAGAUGAUGAAUAGACUAGAUGGUACGUACACAAGAAUGCUCAGAGCAGUUCUUGGAGUUUCCUGGAAGGAGCAUAAAACCAACAAAGAACUGUACGGCAACCGCCCUAAGAUUAAGGAUACACUGAUGAUCAGGAGGCUGCGGUUUAUAGGACACUGUUGGAGAAAAAAGGAUGAGGUGAUAAGUGAUCUACUACUCUGGGAACCAAAGCACGGCGCAAGAAAGAGAGGAAGACCAGCAUUAACAUACGUAGACCAGCUGCAAAAUGAUACUGGUUUGAGCAUUGCUGAACUGAAGAACAUCAUGGAAAACCGGAAGGAAUGGAUGAAGCUAGUUAAUGGAGUUCGAGUUCGCUCGAAAUAAGCAAGCAAGCAAAUAGUACCAUGAAAGCGCUACUGAAGACGUUGCAUUAUUUUUUUUUGAAUGGUUACUUGUUCACACAACAGGUUUUGUUCAUAGGCUCUAAAGUUGACGCAGCAUUUCUUUAAAGGUAAAAGGGAUUUUUGCAGGGACACAGACGCCAUCACAGUAGCUGACAGGGCUGGUCACAAACAUAUUUUAGCUCGGUCAUUGCGCGUUUCUGAGCGAUCACCGAUCAAAAUAUGACCGGCCAAUUUAAACAAACAGACAUGAGACCCCCGUUGAUAAUACAGUAGCUGACGUAGUAUAUUACUCUUACAGUUUAUGACCGUGAACCCCAUGGUUCUGAAUUGAUUUUGUAGGAUGUCAUUUGUUUUCCGUGAGCCAAUCAGGAGAAGGUGAACUGAGGCUUGCAGUAGCUGUGGGAAAGAAAGUUAUCCUGUUGCAAUGGAAACACACUGCGGUGUGGAGCACGUGGUCACUUGGAAACAAUAGGAACUUGGCGGAAGGAUUUGACACUAUCAAGGUAGCAGUAUUAAGCAAUUAAAACCUCUUGUUAGCGACCGCCUUUUCGAAGAGACCACUUAAAAUCUCUAAGCUGGCCAACCUCGCCCAUUUUUAAGGGAAAAAGCCCUGGGGACGAGGUUGUAAGCUGGAGGUUCACUUAUUCAGACUUUUUAACUGCGGUCUAAAAGAAUGUGGCCUCUUUAGGUUUAAGUUUUGAAAAACAGCAAAGUCGUGUGUUGUUGUUGUUCCCUUUUUUGCGAACCCAAAAGUUGUGCAAAAAUGUAGUGACAUCCAUAAACUGAUCUCCUAGCUUAUUUGUUUUUUUGUUGCCCAGGAAGUGACUUUAGGAGAUGCGCCGAGUCUAAUGACGUUGGUUUACACCAGCUGUCAUGAAAGUCUUGUUUGUGUGGGGUAUAAACAUCAGUUUGAUCUCAUCAGCGAGGCAGGAGAUGUGUCAAGAAUACAUUCUAUUGACAAGCAAAAGGUAUUGUAAUGUUUUUCGGGAACUUCAGAUGAACUUUGUAAACUUGUCCCCAUUGUUUUUAAGAAGGAAAAGAAGCACAAGAUUUCAGAGCUCCCUCAAGUGCUUGAUACGUAUGCACGAGAGUAUGUCUAGGAUAUCGAUGCAUGCUUGUUUUCCUGUUCAGUGUUUUUUUAUUUCAACACUGAAAUUUCCGCAGAACCAGCUGACACAAUAGUUUUCGAGAAAAAGACGACUUUUUAAGUGGAUGAAGUUUCAUAAAAAAGUCGUGACUUUUUCGAAAGUGAUUUCUUCUUUUGUUGUGUAACCACUGUCCAUAACAUAACGAAAAUGCCACGAUUGUUGGCGGUCAAAGGACGGAUAACGGAUUUUAACGUUGCUUCAUUAUGUACAAAGUUGGGCACUAUAAGAAAUUGUUCUUCCACGCGGAAAUCAGAAUUUGAUUGAAUGAUUUAUUCAUGUUACAAUCCUUUACAGAAAGCAACUUUGGUCUCAGCAGUUGAUGUGUACGAAGAAGAAGAAUCCGAACUGCUUGUUUCCUUCAAUCGUAAGUUUUCCUUGAAAUUAAUAGUUCAGUUGCGCAUCAUCAUCGACGCCUUUGUCUCUUUCCGAAACAAAAUCCUUAUCCUUUAAUUCCUCUAAACACCUAAGUAUAUCGAAGAGACAAAUUCUACGGGUAUAAGUUCUGUAAGUUCACGAGUUAAUAAUUCCGAAUGUUUUUUUCCAGACCAGUCCAUAUUUAAAAGGCUGACAGGGGAGCAGUCAUCAAGUUUUGCGUUCCAGUGGAACUCGGCCCCAAACUCAGUGGGUAAGUCAUUCAAGUCAAUGAUGUUACACAACGACAAUGAUUUUUAGCGCAACGCACCAUAUCAACGUUGUUCAGUAGCGAGAUUGUUAAGAUUGCAACAUUGUUCCAACAUUACAAUGCUGUGUUGCGUAAAAAACGUCCGCCUUACUUCUUAUUAUACUCACUUUAGAAACAAUUAUCGAUCGAUAGAUAAUUAAAGUACUCGUCAAGUUUCUAAUAACAAAAUUAGAAUAUUGCUAAUAUCUGACUGGCGGAACAGUUCCUAUAAAUCUCGUCCCAGAGCAUUCGUUACCCUUAUGCACCAGAGGCAGUAACUACGUGGUGUAUGGGGAAGUAUAUUGUACCAUAGACAACACACACACUACAAACCCUAUAGUCUUUGCAGAUUGACUUUAAAAUUCCGUGACUAAUUGCUCAUGCGCUUUUAGGGGGCUAUCCGUGUUAUUGUCAUUAUUAUUAUUACUUUACUAUUAUUGCCAUCAUCAUCAUCAUCAUCAUCAUCGUCAUCGUCAUCGUCAUCGUCAUCGUCAUCAUCAUCAUCAUCAUCAUCAAAGUGGUGAAGCACGCAUACCCACUUAAUUUCAACUAAUUUUCUUCAGGCAUUUUAACUGAACACCAGCGCAUCAAACGUUUAGUAGUCAUGAUUUCUUUAAUUUUUUUAAAUUCUUGUUUUCAGUUUGCGCUUUUCCAUAUUUGCUGGCCUUCACCACCAACACGAUAGAAAUCCGCCUUGUUGUGAACGCCAAUUUGGUGCACACGCUUGUGAUUCCCAAGGUUUGCCUCAUAUCAGCCAAGGUAUGUUAAAAAAAGUCUAGGCCGAGUUUUAAUUAUAAUAAUUCAUUCUCCUGCACGACCGUACAAACGAUUGUUUUACUCGUGUCUUGGUGAAUCACUUGAAAACCUUUUAAGGGGUACUUUGGUAAGUGUUUGCUUCUGAACUUAGCCCAAGAGUUCAAGUAAUACUUAUAGAGGUCAAAAGAAAAUCAUCCAGUGGAUUUGAUUAGGAUUAGACCGCUGCGAGCAGUCUCUUGUUUUUCUUUCGAGUCACAGUAGAUCGGUUGAGGGCCGCCCCACACCUUCCUCCUUUUUAUCAUCAGUUUGCAUAUUUUACUGCGUGGCUCUGUGGAAAGAGGGACGACCGCUCGUUAGUAUUUCAUCCACCGUACAGACACAUCGCAUAUUACACACGCAGCAUAUCAAUCAACAGUCCAGUAAUCUAUCUGAAAACAAUUGGAUUGCCUUGCUGUUUCAUUAUGUUAGUUUCAGGAACAUGAAAACUUAUCCCCUGGGUACUCUUGACGUUUCCUUGUCUGUAUUAAUUGUAAAACGAUUUUUUCUCUCUCUCUGUCUUUGCAGGCCGACAUCUACUUCAGUGCUUGUCCGCCCAACUCGUCGAAGUCGUCGAUUCAAGCGACAUUGGGCGCUGGCCCCGCGUCUCCAGUCCAAGAGAAAACUUCUCUGUACAAAAUAUCCACAAUUUCGUUAAUGGGGCAAUUUCUUGAUCCUCCGCUUGCGCGUAAACCUCAGCUUGUUGUAUCUGCAUCGUCAUCGAAUGGCAAGAACGCAAAUGAAGAACUCUCGAUCUCCGAGGUCAUCACUGGAAAACGUGAUGAUUCUUCUAAGGAAGCAGUGGACUCCACUGGCAUUGAUACGGAUUUAAAUUCAAAAGGAUCUACGGAUAGAACUACCUCGUGCACCGAGGCACGGAAAGUCUCCGAGCCCACUGAUCCAAGGGGCGCGGUCAAGUACUCGGGUAAUUUGUCUUGGACGACAGUAUGACGUAUCAUUGUCACUUCGCUGUUAUUAAUUAACUAUGAGAGAUAGUAGAGAAAUAUACAGGGUUUGGUAGCUCUAUUUAGAGGCUCAACUAACUCUAACUUGCAGCCCUACAUCCAUAGCAGACUGCGGACAAACUGGACGCCUUCACGCUUCCCAUUGUUAAUUUAAUUUGACCAAGCUUUAGUGUAAGAGCAUCUAGAUGUCUUCAUUCACCUUCGCCCAAGCGCAAUCAGGUGCUGGACUUGAGCCCGAGGAAAUAGUGUGCUUUUGGUAGCCAGGGCUGCAAAGUUGCCAGUGUAUUUUUACGGGCAAGUUCAUAUUUUCCACCGUCCUUGUUAUUAUUUUGCAGCGUACACAACUGCUCACGUAAAGUCGUAAAGUGAAGUAUCACAACUUAAACAGUAAAGAUUGAGAUAUUCAAAUCUUGCGGCUAUAUUCUUUUCGAGAUAGAUAACGAAGAAGAAAACGGAGACACAUGAAUUGUCUAGACUCGAUCGAGCCUUACGACAGCAUGCAUCGUGCAGUCCGAGCGGAAUUUGGUAUUUGAACCAGCAUACCAUGCAUUUAAGGGUCUGGGGUCAGAAGAGAGCAUGAUCUUUAGGGUCGUCAUUCUAAACCCGUCCUUCACAGAGACGAAUGGCAAUGGUUGCCCUCAGCAAAGGAGAUUGGUUGCCCUGUGGAACAGAAAGCCUCGAGUUAGUAAGUUAAAGGACUUAAUCUGUUUGUAUAAAACCCAGUUCUAUGCCCGAAGAUUUGUGUAAAUUUGUGACCAGAGGUUUACGUAUGUUUGCAUUACUCUCCAUGAAGGAGAGGCAGAUUAAAAAGAUGUGUCAUCCCAAACACCGUCUAAAAAGCAUUAUUAAUUUUACUUAACCUGUGACUUAGUGAAAGGAAUCAUAUUAACGAGCUUAAGCAACGACGGCGGCGACGGCAACGAGAACGGCAAAAUAGUAAUUGGCUUAACUUUGCACGUGCAUCACGCUUUUUUGUACAUUUCUUUGCCGUCACUGCACGACUAAGACGUGAAAAUUCCUAAUUUGACGUUUUAUGGAGGACCUGAACACAAGACAACGAUUAUCUUUUUCUUUUAGUGAAGAUAGAAAACAGGCCUUUAAAAUUCAACUCCUGAAAAAAUGCCACUUUGACAAAUUAAAAGAGUUGGAAUUAGAGUGAUGAAGUUUGUAACAGCACCAGCCUCGUUCCCAGUCGUCCUCGGCGAUUUCGGAUGUGACGUCACUUGUCAAGCUUGUCCGGAAAAUUCGCCUAUCGCGCUCGGUUCCAAGCCUCCCCUGGUCACUCGGAUAGCGCGAACAGGCCUGGGUACGAGGCUGUAACAGCACGAAUUCUUUUUGUGGGUGACGUUUUCGCUCCGGCCAUUGCCGUCCGGCGUCGUUACUUUAGCUCCCCAUUGUAUAUGCCACAUUUUUAUGUUAGGGAAUUCCUAUCAGUAAACAGAAUUACGCUCUAAAUAAAAGUUUCUGUUUUAUGGGUUAAGCAAAAUCGUUCUAUGACCGUUAAUGCCAAAGAAACUAAUCAGAGCGGAGCUCUACAAGCUUACCUAGCAUUACCUAGCAUAUUAUUUUCUUGCAUAAAAUUCAUAGAUGAUGAAAGGCGCUUGCGGUGCAAGCUCUUGGGUACUUUACUAAGUAUUAUUUCGGAAUGCAUAUUUUGCGAUCGGUUUAAACGCAGCUUUUCUAUUUUUUCGAAUUUUCAUGAUUGUUAAACGAAAUGUGUCUUAGGUUUCACUGACAAACGUUAAAACGCGUUGAUCCAACUGUUUGUUUUAAAGUCAGGACCUCAUUGUUCUUGGAUGAGAGUGUUCCUAAUGUCCAAAAAAAUUGGAGCGGUUAUUAGCAGUUAUGAUUUCAUCAAUUAUAGAGUAGGUUGUUAACCGCCGAGGCCAAUAAAACCCUCCUUGGUCUGCAUAAUUCUCAUCAUUCGAAAGCCGAAUCCAAUAAUUAUAUUAUUAUUAUUAUUUACUCUCAAUAGUUCAUACUUUAAGGCCGCGAGGGACGCGGGGGACACCUAUCUCUAAAUAAAUGCAGACAGCAAAAUUUUGCUCGUGCUAUAUCUUUUGAAACGCUCAUAUCUUGGUUGUUUUUAGCCUGCAGUGCAGGCGUAUUUUGGGUGGGCGAAACCUUGUUUGUGUUCGUAAUAUUGUUGUAGCCGCCAUCUUUGAUUUUAUAACAGUGGAAGAUUGGGGAGAGUAGAAAUAGUAACCCUUACGGUGGGUGCGAGGGCGAAAGAAGGAAAGGGGUGAGGGGGAGGGGGGAAAAAAUUUCUCUUCUCUCUCCCGCUCCCUCCCCGCUCCCUUUGACUCGCCCCAUCUCCUCCUCUCUUCGGGAAGUUUCAAAAUGGCGCUUUCACGAGCAAAUUGCGCGCUCAAAGAAAACGCCUGCACUGCAGGCUAGGCUGUUUUAGGGGUGAUUUAGAUAACAUUUUACAGAGACAUUGUGAAAUGAUGGAAGUUUAGGAGGGUUGUUUUUCAUUUGGUAGAUUGCGCUUUGCGGCAAAAAAAUCAAUUUAUUGAUUUAAAAAUCAUUGAAACAAGGUUUACGACCAUUCAGAGCCCCUUGUUACUUUUGAAUAAACGGAUUUUGUUCGCAGUCUCCGUGCCACAUUUGCACGUAAAUACUUUGAAUUAUGUGCUCGUUUUUUAUCCAGUUAUGAAUGUCUCGUAAACCUGUCGAUAUCAGUCGUUAUACUUUGUGCAUAGGCUUUAAAUAAAUGCAUAACAAUGAGCCCGAGGUGUCCCCCGCCUUUAUUUGUCUGUUCCUUGGCAAAGUGAGGAUAUAAAGUGAAGCUUAGUCUAUCAGAUGUUCUUCAAAAAUUAUUUUUCAUCCAUUGAAUUGUUUUGUUUGUUUGUUGUUGUUGUUUUUUGCAGUUUUGCUAUUUUUUAAGGCAGAAGUUAGACUACGAGUAGUCCCCCAUUUUGUCCACGCGAGAAAGGCGACAU
This is a messenger RNA of Porites lobata, 28339 nucleotides long. The record is from the annotation of a GenBank genome assembly. Lineage: Eukaryota; Metazoa; Cnidaria; Anthozoa; Scleractinia; Poritidae.